AUGUCUAUCGGUGUUCCUAUUAAAGUACUGCACGAAGCAGAAGGCCAUGUAGUAACUUGUGAAACUAUUACCGGCGAAGUUUAUCGCGGGAAGCUGAUAGAAGCCGAGGAUAAUAUGAAUUGUCAGAUGACGCUCGUAACUGUUACUUAUCGUGAUGGCCGUGUAGCCCAGCUUGAAAACGUUUAUAUCAGGGGUUCUAAGAUUCGAUUUUUAAUUUUACCGGAUAUGUUGAAGAACGCGCCGAUGUUUAAACGCCAAGGAAAUAAACCAAGUGCAGGAGCAGGACGCGGUAAAAGUGCAAUUUUAAGAGCACAAGCGGCUGGCCGGGGUCGGGCGGGCGGACGAGGUGGGGGGCAUAGAGGCGGUUGGCAGGGAGGGUCGGGACCAUCACGCCGUUAA
Parnassius mnemosyne (clouded apollo) is the source of this 399-nucleotide messenger RNA. Lineage: Eukaryota; Metazoa; Arthropoda; Insecta; Lepidoptera; Papilionidae. The record is from the annotation of a GenBank genome assembly.